This is a messenger RNA of Fibroporia radiculosa, 2523 nucleotides long. RefSeq lists its product as uncharacterized. NCBI's taxonomy places the organism in Eukaryota, Fungi, Basidiomycota, Agaricomycetes, Polyporales, Fibroporiaceae. Bases 1 to 2523 code for a protein of 840 amino acids. The record is from RefSeq and is a predicted model, not a curated record. The transcript is spliced from 10 exons. Gene Ontology annotation, cellular component: Cul4-RING E3 ubiquitin ligase complex. Gene Ontology annotation, biological process: DNA damage response; ubiquitin-dependent protein catabolic process; protein ubiquitination. Gene Ontology annotation, molecular function: ubiquitin protein ligase binding.
AUGGCCGAUGUAUAUACGCUCUUAACUCUCCCUAGUACAUCCUCUGCAUUCUCUGCGUUGUCGACUCGUAUCAAUGUCGUAGAGCCUGGGUCAGCAUCUCCUCCCCGCAAGGUCGCUCGUUUGGACGCCGACUCAGAUUCCGCCUCUGCGUCGAGACCGAAAACACAUUCCGCAGGCAGUUUUUCUGCCAUAGGAGCGUCGCUGGAGCUGAAAGUAUUUGGAGCUCCCAUCAAGUUGAUUGUAGAUACUCGAGGUGAUAAUGACUUUCGCUUGGUCAAGCAGAACUGCCGUGCUCUUCUCGCCAGGGGAACUCAUGAGAAGCUCUCAACGAGCCUUAAUGACAUAUAUAGAGCAUGUCAAUCAGUGGUAUUAGUAUAUGGCAAGGGUGAGGGGAUCUACGAGAACGUCAAGAUUGAACUGGAGAGAUGCAUCGGCGGUCUAUCGAGUGAACUCCUUGGGAACAAGUCCCAAGAUACCGAAUGGCUCAUUCCGUUCAACGAUGCCUGUGCUUGGUUCGAGAAGCAAGUGGGCCUUCUACAAUCAUCACUGGCCUAUUUAGACAGAGUAUAUGUACAAAGCAAGAAAGAUCUUCCUACUAUAAGGCGACUAGCAUUUGAGCUUUUUGCGAGGGAAAUAUUGGAGAAUGCGAGCAUUAUGCAGAGGCUUCAAGCGAGUAUCAGAUCAUGGAUUGAAACCCCCCAUAAGCUUCGUGAUUGCAUUCCUGAACUCAAUCGACACCUUUUCAACCACGGCCAAUUUCACGUUAUCUUCGAAUCACUCUACAUGAAGCUUACUCAUGCGUUCUAUGUCAAUGAAUCGAACGAAUUCGUUCAGAAUGCGAAGAAUACCGCGACAGACUUCUUGCAACAUUGUAACCAGCGGCAGGUAGAAGAAGAGCAGAGAGUAGAUGCUAUUCUUCCUAGUUUCGUUAAAGAGGAAGUACUGGACACCACAUAUAGAGCGCUAUUGAGUGGCCGGUUGGAUUGGUUAACGAAAGGUGCUCUGGGAGGUCUUAUGGAGCAGAAGAAAGAGAAACAACUGGGGAUAAUGUAUCGUUUGUUUGCCCGUGUGGAUGGUCUGAAGGUGCUUUGUGGUGCCUUCAAACUACAUGUGCAGAUUACGGCGCGGGACAUCGUCAAAGACGUCGAACGUGACGAAGACAUGGUGCACCGGCUCCUUGAGUUCAAAUCUUUCUUAGACCGCCUGGUUGCAGCUGUUUUCGUCGAUGAAAUUACAGUACACCCUGUGGAACCAAUGAAAUCACCUGCGAAUGCUGGGCCUUCUAGUGCAGGGCAAGGCAGUUUGACGAAGAAAGUUCCGAACAAAGAGUUUAGCUAUGCCCUCAUUGAUGCAUUUCAAUCCGGAUUCAAGGCCCGUCGAAACAAACCGGCCGAAAUGAUCGCCAAAUACAUUGAUAGGGCUAUGCGGAAGGGUCAGAAGGGCAAGAAAGACGAGGACUUUCAGGCCGAACUUGACGCGGCACUGGGCUUGUAUCGGUUUACCGACGAUAAAGACGUCUUCAGAACGUUCUAUCACCGCGCACUUGCCAAGCGAUUGCUGCUGGAGCGAUCUGCAUCUGAUGAUUUCGAGAAGGCUAUGCUUAAACGGCUCAAAGAGCGUACGUCCUUGUAUAUCCUCCUCACGUUCAAUUUGGCCUCAAUCGUUUCCACAGAGUACGAUCCUGAAUUUGGAAUGGGUGAUCAUAUGUUCAACGAUCUUGCGCUCUCUCGGGACACGAUGCGUGAAUAUAUCGAAUAUCGUUCUCGCUUUGGAGAGGUUGCACAAGCAUCGGCUCAGAAACUCUCAGUCAUGGUUCUUCAGCGUAGCUUCUGGCCCUUCACUUCUCGGACGCAUGACGUCGACAUCUCAUCUUCGAUGCAAGAUGAACUUACGAAGUAUCACAAUUUCUACAAGAACAAGCAUCAAGGUCACAAGCUUGACUGGGAUCAUGCCCUUGGUACGGCGACACUGAAGGCCAGGUUCAAAAACGGUGAAAAGGAGCUUUCUGUUAGUUUGUAUCAAGCACUUGUCCUCCUAUUAUUCAAUGAGAGCCCCGAGCUGUCGUUCAAAGAAAUGAAGACGCUAACCCGUAUGGAGGAUACGGAGCUCCGACGAACGCUUCAGAGUCUUGCGUUGGGCAAAAAGCGAGUGCUCAGGAAGGUGCCAGUGGGCAAGGACGUGAAUGAUGACGAUACAUUCCAUUUCAAUCUGGACUUUACAGACCCUAGAUAUCAAGUUCAUAUCAACUCAAUUCAAGUCAAGGAGACGGCCGAAGAGUCGAAACGCACGCAGAGCUCGAUUGAAGGUGAUCGGAAACAUGCCCUUGAUGCCGCGAUCGUACGGGUGAUGAAGGCGAGAAAGGAGCUGUAUUAUGAACAGCUGAAGACGGCCACCAUUGACGCAGUCAAAUCUCACUUUGUCCCAGAGGUCAACAUGAUUAAACAGCGUAUUCAGGGAUUGGUGGAACAGGAAUACUUGCGGAGAGACGAGGACGAUAUGAGUUUGUACAUCUACGUGGCUUAG